AUGGCAUCUAUUCCCGAACCACCUAAUUUCAAUAUCAGCCCGUCCACACUGCUGGAGAUUGCGACGGGCUUGAUCAACCAUCUUCAGCAAGCUUCGAAUGACCUAAUAAGCCGUGUUUCCCCGCAAAAUGCGACAUUUGAGAAUUCGAUUCGCCCGCUGGCAGACAUUGACAACGAAAUCAAAGCAAAGGUUCAAUACUUAGCUCUCUUUCAGGCAGUUUCUCCUUCGCCUGAAAUGCGCAAGGCAUCCUCAACGGUUGUGAAUAUGGUUGAUAAAGCAUAUCUCGGUCUUUUCCAAAUACCGUCUCUUUUUGCCUUGGUCAACGCUGUUUAUAAAAAGCAAGCAGAGGAGAAUAACCACGCCGAGAAAAAUGCAAAGAGCGAAGAUCAAAAGCUUGUUGAAAGGUUUCACUCAAUGUUUAUGGAAAAUGGACUUGAACUACAAGGGGAGCAGCAAGACAGAUUCCUUUGGAUCUCAAAACGUCUAAUUGAGCUACGAGUUGCGUUCAUGGAGAAUCUUAGCUCUGAUCCUGGCUAUGUGUGGAAAGAAGACUGUGAGCUAGAGGGCAUAGCCGCAGAAACCCUGAAAGCAUUACCUAUACAUUCUUCAACUACCCAAAGGGGUAUCAAGCUUAAGAAGCCGGAUAUAACUAUGGUAUUGACUCGGUGUCACAUCGCGGAGACGCGAAAAGACGUAUUCCUUCGGAGCCAAAAUAUCUUCCCGGAUAAUCUUGAAAUAUUCAAUGAGGCAGUCAUCCUUCGGGAUGAAUCUGCCCGUUUACUUGGGUUUUCGUCUUUUGCUGCCCAGAAGUCGAGACACAAGAUGAUUACAUCCCCACAUGAUGUUGACCAGUUACUGGAUGAACUCUACAAUAACUUGCAGCCCCUCGCGCAGGAGGAGUUGGAAAAUUUAAAGCUCCUUAGAAGGGGAGAUGAAGAAGAUGGAGAGUACUCUUCCCCUUCUCUUUAUCUAUGGGAUUUUGACUACUACAAUGACCGUUUACUACGAGAAAAGUACAAUACCGAUCACGAGUUGAUUGCGGAGUACUUUCCCGCAGAGAUUACAAUUCAACGGAUGCUAAAGGUGUUUGAAACAAUCUUCAGCCUAUCAAUUGUACUCGUUGAAGUCACCAAGGAGCAAGUUUGGCAUCCCGAUGUCCGAGCCUUUAGUGUGCGAGACGAAGAAUCGGCUUUUCUGGGAUUUCUUUACCUUGAUAUUUACCCCCGAGAGGGCAAGUACAAUCAUGCAGCCAAUUUCAACAUCUAUCCUUUCAAGUCUUACUCAUUCGCGGGAAAGCAGACGCAGCCGGUUGCCACCGCCUUAGUAUGCAAUGUCUCGCAUUCAUCGUCAGAUAAGCCGGCUCUUCUACAGCAUCGGGAAUUAAUUACAAUUUUCCAUGAGUUAGGCCACGGCAUACAUGAUCUCCUCGGAAGAUCCAAGUAUGCGAUCUUCCAUGGACAUCGAACAGUUGCAGAUUUCGUUGAAGCUCCCAGUCAGUUGCUUGAAUAUUGGUGCUGGGUCCCUGAAUGUCUCCAGAUGCUUAGUUGCCACUAUUCCUACGUCUCUGAUAAGAAAUGGUCCUCUACCACUGUGCAGCCUCCUAGGGAGAUCCCAGACGAUUUGGUCCACAGCCUUAUUGCAGCUAAAGCGGUCAAUCAAGGGAUUCUCACUCUCAGGCAAAUUGCAUUCAGCAAAUUUGACAUGCAAAUCCACUGUCCUAAUUCCCACUCCUUCAUUCAGUCAAUGCGUACUGGCGAGGUGUAUAACUCACUCCUGCAGAGAACGACACUUCUACAGGGCCCCGGCGACAAGGUAAAUUGGGGGAAUGGACAUAUUACCACUUCGCAUUAUAUGUGGGGUCAAGAAGCGAACUAUUAUUCCUAUCUCUACACCCGUAUAUUGGCGGCUGAUAUAUGGCUUUCUAAUUUUCGUUCAAAUCCAAUGAGUCCUGAGGUUGGUCUCCGAUACCGACAAAUGAUACUGGCACCAGGAGGAAGUCAAAAUGAGAUGAUGGCCCUCGAGGCAUUUUUGGGGAGGUCGCCUACGCUGGAGGCAUAUCUUCGAGAUCUCGGUGCCCGUGAAUAA
Messenger RNA from Penicillium vulpinum, 2085 nucleotides. Its product is annotated as M3 family metallopeptidase. The coding region runs from base 1 to 2085 and encodes 694 amino acids. NCBI's taxonomy places the organism in Eukaryota, Fungi, Ascomycota, Eurotiomycetes, Eurotiales, Aspergillaceae. The transcript has 4 exons. Gene Ontology annotation, biological process: proteolysis; peptide metabolic process. Gene Ontology annotation, cellular component: mitochondrial intermembrane space. Gene Ontology annotation, molecular function: metalloendopeptidase activity. The record is from RefSeq and is a predicted model, not a curated record.